AUGUCAUUUUCAUUUGAAGUUAAUCCUCGUCUUUUAACCAAUAUUCAUCAAGAAUCGAAAGACAUUCUUGAACCAAUUUGUGGUUAUGAACAAGAACCACUUGUAUCUCUUGAAGAAGCUUGUCAAUCACUUGAAAAUAUUCUUGGUACAGAACUUAAAUCAUACAUAACUGUUGCAAAAUUAAAUUCAAAAGAACCCAAACAUGGACUUACUCAAGAUGAAUCAGCAUCAAUUUAUUUGUAUACAAUGGAAUGGAAUGAAAGAGAAAAUAGUCUUUAUGUUCUUCUCAAUGAAGCACUUUGUGCAACUGAUAGAAGUCAACUUCAAUUAUGGUCGAAAUAUUUAAAAUUAUUCUCUACGGCAAUCUUCAAAUUACCAUCUACUGAAUAUCAUACUGUUUGGCGUGGAAUUGCUGCAGAUUAUAGUGAACUUUAUCAAGAAGGAGAUGAAUUAACAUGGUGGUCUUUGAGUUCUGCAACAUCUUUAUUUCCUGUUCUUCAAUCUCCAAUGUAUUUAGGCCGAGAAAAAGCACAAACAAUAUUUGCAAUUGAAACGAAAAAUGGAAAACUUAUUCGAGAACAUUCACAUUUGAAAAACGAUGAUGAAAUUCUUCUUUUACCCGGAAUACUUCUCAAAGUCACUGGAUCAUGCAAACCAACUGGUGAUAUUCAGAUUAUUUAUUUACGCGAAAUUGAACCACCUAGUACACGAUUAGCCAAACCAUUUCAUAUUCAACAAAUGAACAUUUCAGUUCAACUAGAUCAAUAUCGAAAUCCAAAACUCGAAAAAAUGAUUCAGUCAUCAGAAGUAUGUGGUAAAUUAUCUUUGGAUUCAAUGCAUUUAAACGAUCAAGACAUGACAAUUGUUGUCAAAUUAGGUAUUUAUGAGAAAAAAUGUAUGAUACUCAGUCUAGAUCAUAAUGAAAUUACAUCUAUCGGUGCUUCGACCUUGGCUCAAUCAUUUAGCGGUAGUAAAUAUUUGAAAUCCCUGAUUCUUGAUAACAAUCGAAUUAUGGAUGAAGGUGUAAAAUCUAUCGCUAAAGCAUUUGCAAAUGAAAAUAUUGGUCUUAGAACUCUCCAUUUGAACUCAACUGGAACGACGGAUGCCGGUUGUGAUUAUCUUGCUGAAAUGAUUAGAAUAAAUCCUUGGAUAAUCUAUCUUUAUCUUGAUAAUAAUGAAAUAACUGAUCGAGGGGUUCGAGUAUUGUGCGAAGCAAUUGGAUCGAAAAACUAUUAUUUUAUAAGGCUAACUUUAUCUGGCAACAAGCUAUUAACAGAUGCAAGUGUAGACGCUCUCUGUCAUGCAAUGUUAUAA
This is a messenger RNA of Adineta steineri, 1314 nucleotides long. Lineage: Eukaryota; Metazoa; Rotifera; Eurotatoria; Adinetida; Adinetidae. The record is from the annotation of a GenBank genome assembly.